UGGUUGAUGACCGAAAACAUGAGAAUGGCCACCCACCAUCGCGUGAUAAUACUUAUUAUUUUUGUAGCCGUCUCAGCCGUAGAAGGGUCGGGUUCUGUUCACCGGAGCGGUUUUCCGGCAGGAUUUAAAUUUGGGACGGCGUCGGCAGCUUACCAGUAUGAAGGCGCUGCAAAUGAAGAUGGUAGAGGUCCAAGUAUUUGGGAUACAUUCACUCAUACAUACCCAGAUAAGAUAAUAGACCACAGUAAUGGAGACAUUGCCGUUGACUCGUAUCAUAGGUACAAGGAAGAUGUGGCUAUCAUGAAGAGCUUAGGAUUUGAUUCUUACAGAUUCUCGAUUUCAUGGUCUAGACUGUUACCCCGCGGCCAUCUUAGCGGAGGAGUAAAUCAACAAGGCAUCGACUACUAUAACAAUUUAAUCAAUGAGGUGCUAUCAAAUGGAAUGGAACCUUUUGUGACUUUGUUUCAUUGGGAUCUUCCGCAAGCUCUUGAAGACGAAUACAGCGGUUUCUUAAGCUCCAAUCUUGUCGAUGAUUUUCGAGACUAUGCAGAGCUAAGCUUUAGCAGCUUUGGAGACAGAGUAAAGCACUGGAUCACAUUAAACGAGCCACUAACCAUUUCUAAUGAUGGGUACACAACGGGUAUCAAGGCGCCUGGAAGAUGUUCGAAGUGGAUCUCUUCGAAUUGUACUGGUGGUGAUUCUGGUACUGAGCCAUAUAUAGUAGCACAUAAUCAACUUCUUGCUCAUGCAGCUGCAGUUAAAGUGUACAGAGACAAGUACCAGAUGAAACAAAAAGGGCAAAUUGGUAUUUCAUUGAACACAGAAUGGAUGGUCCCCAUGAAUGCUGAGUUAACGAGAGACUCUCUUGCAGCUUCUCGAGCCCUUGCCUUUAAGUAUGACUGGUUUAUGGAGCCACUAGUGUCUGGUUCGUAUCCGGUUGAAAUGAUUACCUAUGUGGGUGAACGGUUGCCUAAAUUUACGCAAGAGCAGUCGUUGAUGCUUAAAGGAUCUAUCGAUUUCAUUGGGGUAAACUAUUACACUGCAAAUUAUGUCGCUGAUGUUCCUUGCGUAAAGGAAAACUUUAGCUACUCCACAGACUUUUGUGCUAUGAUUACUAGCUUUCGAAAUGGGAUUCCAAUUGGGCCAAAGACAGGAUCGAGUUGGCUUUAUGUUUAUCCACGAGGAAUUCUGGAACUUUUGCUCUACACCAAGAACAAGUUCAAUGAUCCUGUCAUAUACCUAACUGAGAAUGGAGUUAGUCAGCUUGAUAAUAUCGAUUCUAUGCUGAUUCUGGAGGACAACGUGCGAGUAGAUUACUACAAUGAUCAUCUUUUAUUCGUACAAGAAGCAAUUCGGAGAGGUGUAAAUGUGAAGGGAUAUUUUGGAUGGUCAAUGCUAGACAAUUUUGAAUGGAAUGAUGGUUAUGCAGUUCGUUUCGGAAUGGUGUAUGUAGAUUACAAGGACGGAUUGCGAAGGCAUUUGAAAAAAUCAGCCUUAUGGUUUAAGAAUUUUCUGGAAUCAAGGAAUCAAUCAGAUUCUCUUAAUUUCUUAAAUUUGAGAAAUAGAAAAACAUUUUCUCGAGCUGAAAAUUUACUUGCGUAGUUCAUAUGAAUAUAUCCGAGCUCGGAAGUGUGAACUGCAUAUAUAUAUGUAUUUAAUAUGGAGUGCAUAUGUACUGAAAUAGAGUUUGCAUGAACUAUAUAAAUUUGACGAUUUGGUGGUUAAAUAAAAUAAGGCUUAAAUACACCGAAAAUCACCAACUUUCGCGUA
Messenger RNA from Mercurialis annua (annual mercury), 1770 nucleotides. RefSeq names its product beta-glucosidase 12-like. Gene Ontology annotation, molecular function: beta-glucosidase activity. The coding region runs from base 7 to 1602 and encodes 531 amino acids. The transcript has 13 exons. Gene Ontology annotation, biological process: carbohydrate metabolic process. The record is from RefSeq and is a predicted model, not a curated record. NCBI's taxonomy places the organism in Eukaryota, Viridiplantae, Streptophyta, Magnoliopsida, Malpighiales, Euphorbiaceae.